GAAUUGACACCACGUUACCCUAGCACGCACCAGCUUAUUUUUAAUUCAAAACCCUAGCUGUAAUUGCUCAUUGGAUAUUGUCCUAAACCUUGCCCAAUUUGGCGCUUUUGGGUUUGGUGGCUCUGAACAAAAAAUCUUUAAGGCAACAGCUUCAGCUUCCGACUCUGAUAUUCGUAAGAAAAAAGAGGUCUUUAAUGGCAGAAGUGAAAGUUAUAACUUUAGGAGGUAAGGGUUCGUCUCUUUCAUCCUCUUCCGUCUACGCUGUCGCCACCGGCCAAGCACAAUUACGUAAUGAUUCAUCGGCAAUCGAUAGACUACUCUCUGAUCAAGACCCUCCACCGUCUCUUAAACCAUUUCAAAUCCCCUUUCUCAAAUCCUUGACCCCUCUCGAAAUCCGCGCCUCUCUCACCUUUCUUCUUAACAAGCUCCUUCUGUUGUCCAAUUCCACCAGCAUUCGUACUUUUCUUCCCAAUCUGAUUUGUGAAAUCCUAAAUUCGAAAUUUGAGACUGGGAAUUUCAACUCAAUUGAGUUGACUGAGAAGGAAUGUAUUGCAGUAGAGAAAUCGUCUGCUCAGGUGUUCGGAGUUUGUUCCAUUCUGGACCAUGAAUCUGCGGCUUUGGCUUCAGUUGUGGAUGCUGUUGCUGCUUUGUCGUGUGAGGCAGCUAAGGGUGAUGUGUCCGCGUUUAGUUCCAUGGACACUGGAGAUGGCUAUGUUGACAAGGAAGGUAUUGGGGUUGCUGGAGACAUGAAAGUAUUGCUUAAUGGGUCUAAGCUGGUGGGUAAAGUACAGAAUGAUGCGUUUUCUAAGAUUCCAAAGAUUAAUGGAAGAUUGAGGGAAGUGGUGAAGUCAGUGCAUUCUGUAUCGCGGGUCGCAUUGAAUUCUCGCGAGGAAGUCUAUGAAGGCGACGCCAUCCCAGCUGUAAUAGCAUUAGCUGCUGCGCUUCAGAACUUGGGAAAGAGUAGUUUGUGUCGGGCGAAAAUUAAUUUGGAAUCAGUGGGAAAUGAGAGUUUGAAAAACAGUUUGCUAACUAGGUUUGAAAGCAAAUGUCCUAAUGAGAAUGUGUUAAGAAAUGCUUAUAAGCUGGCUUUGGAUUCAGAUUUUGAAGAGGAUAAUGGGAAAUUUGUGCACGAAGUGAAUGCAUUGUUGGGGACUGUGUGGAGGAUCGUUGCCUGGGAGGGUAUCACAGCAUUUGUGGCUCUUGAAGGUGGAGAGCUGAUGAGUGUAAAGGCCGCUGAAGUAAUUGACGUAAAUGGGAGGGAUGAGAAGGUGGCGAAGAAGGGUGAGAAGAAGAAGAAAAAGGCCCUUUUGGGUAAAGGGACUAGCUUGAUUGUACAGUUAAUUAAGGACAGGUUGCAGAGCAAGGGAGAGGAUUCCAGUGACGGUUUGCAGGUUUUGGAAAAAUGGGUUGAGGAUCUUUUGUUGUUUUUUGAUCCAAAAGAACCAGAAUUUGAUGUGAUGGUACAGAAAGUGAAAGAGAUUGUGGAAAGCAAUGAGAGUAGGAGACUUCCCAAACUUCCGAAGGGGACUCGUGAUUUUGCCAAAGAGCAAAUGGCAAUUAGAGAGAAAGCAUUUUCAAUAAUAACAGAUGUCUUCAAGAGGCAUGGCGCCACAGCCUUAGACACUCCUGCAUUUGAAUUGAGAGAGACUCUUAUGGGGAAAUAUGGGGAGGAUUCAAAAUUGAUUUAUGAUCUUGCUGACCAGGGUGGAGAGCUUUGUUCUUUGCGGUAUGACUUAACUGUUCCAUUUGCAAGGUAUGUGGCUAUGAAUGGUAUCACAUCCUUUAAAAGGUAUCAAAUAGCUAAAGUGUACAGAAGAGAUAACCCAUCUAAGGGAAGAUACCGUGAAUUUUACCAAUGUGAUUUUGAUAUUGCUGGCCAAUAUGAAGAAAUGGGACCAGAUUUUGAGAUUGUUAAGAUUUUGACAGAGUUGCUUGAUGAGCUUGACAUUGGAGAUUAUGAGGUUAAAUUGAACCAUCGAAAAUUGUUGGAUGGCAUGCUAGAAAUUUGUGGAGUGCCAUCUGAAAAGUUCCGUACUAUUUGUUCAAGUAUUGACAAACUAGACAAGCAAUCCUUUGAGCAAGUAAAAAAAGAAAUGGUUGAGGAGAAGGGAUUGAGUUUUGAGACUGCAGACAAGAUUGGCACAUUUGUGAAGGAAAGGGGACGACCUAGGGAAUUAUUAUCAAAGCUUAAACAAGAGGGCAGUGAGUUUUUGGGCAACGCAUCUUCUAAACGUGCAUUGGAUGACUUGGAAAUUUUAUUUGGUGCUCUAGAGAAGUCAAAGUGUGUUGACAAAGUGGUUUUUGACUUGAGUCUUGCUAGAGGGCUUGAUUAUUAUACUGGAGUCAUAUUUGAAGCUGUUUUUAAAGGGACUACACAGGUUGGUUCCAUCGCUGCUGGAGGAAGAUAUGACAACCUUAUAGGAAUGUUUGGUACAAAGCAGGUUCCAGCUGUGGGAGUCAGUCUUGGAAUUGAGCGAGUAUUUACCAUAAUGGAGCAGGUUGUAAAGGACCGGAACCAGACAACUCGACCAACUGAAACCCAAAUUCUGCUGAGCAUACUAGGGGAUAAAAGUAAACUAUCUUUAGCUGCAGAGCUCGCUAGUGAGUUGUGGGGUGCCAAGUUGAAAGCAGAAUACAUUGUGAGUACAAGGUUCAGUAAGCACAUUGACCGUGCAAAAGAGUCUAGAAUUCCCUGGAUGGUACUCGUGGGUGAUAAGGAGCUAGAGAAAGGGAUUGUAAAAAUAAAGAACCUCGAAACCACAGUUGAAGAAGAGGUCCCUAGAAGUACAUUUGUUGAUGAACUUAGGAGACGAUUGAGCCUAUGAAAAUCUCACCUGCUCAACACAAAAUCGAACCAUUGUUCUGUUCUAACACUAAAUCAUCACAGCCUCCACUGUGUCAUAUAUGAUAUGCUUCACACAGGUAUUUUAUAUAAUUUUAGUGGGUAUAUUGCGAAAUGUGGUAUUUAUAUACCAAAAAGAUCGAAAGCCUUAUGUUGCAAUUAUGUCACUUCUGCUCUUUAUUCUUUAACGAAAUUGCAAUAGCUUCCUCCCUUUUUUGACAAAAGGGUGAGAAUCUGUGAACCGGUCAAUACAAUUUGAUAAAAGAAUGUUAUUUUCUUCAUAGUUGACAUUUGAGCUUUGAGCUGUUGGUUGACA
Messenger RNA from Jatropha curcas, 3158 nucleotides. Its product is annotated as Class II aaRS and biotin synthetases superfamily protein. Gene Ontology annotation, molecular function: histidine-tRNA ligase activity; RNA binding; ATP binding. Gene Ontology annotation, cellular component: mitochondrion; cytosol. NCBI's taxonomy places the organism in Eukaryota, Viridiplantae, Streptophyta, Magnoliopsida, Malpighiales, Euphorbiaceae. Gene Ontology annotation, biological process: mitochondrial translation; histidyl-tRNA aminoacylation. The record is from RefSeq and is a predicted model, not a curated record.